This is a messenger RNA of Miscanthus lutarioriparius, 1944 nucleotides long. Lineage: Eukaryota; Viridiplantae; Streptophyta; Magnoliopsida; Poales; Poaceae. The record is from the annotation of a GenBank genome assembly.
AUGGCUGACGCCGGCGUGGCGCGCGGCUCAGGGAGUGCUGGCGAUGCUUUGUUCAGGGAACUCUGGCAUGCUUGUGCUGGGCCGUUGGUCACAGUGCCUCGCCAAGGCGAGCUGGUUUAUUACUUCCCGCAGAGGUCAUAUGGAACAGUGCUUGAAGCAUCUACAGAUCAACAACUUGAUCAGCACUUACCUCUGUUUAAUCUUCCACCCAAGAUCCUCUGCAAGGUGGUCAAUGUAGAACUUAGAGCUGAAACUGAUUCUGAUGAAGUUUAUGCUCAAAUUAUGCUGCAACCAGAAGCAGAGCAAAAUGAGCCCACCAGCCCAGAUCCUGAGCCACCCGAGCCUGAAAGAUGCAACGUCCAUUCCUUCUGCAAGACCUUGACUGCUUCAGAUACAAGUACCCAUGGUGGAUUCUCUGUCCUCAGGCGGCAUGCUGAAGAAUGUUUGCCCCAACUGGACAUGACUCAGAAUCCACCAUGGCAAGAACUGGUGGCAAAAGAUCUCCAUGGAAAUGAAUGGCAUUUCCGUCACAUCUUUCGAGGGCAACCAAGGAGGAAUCUACUUACGACAGGCUGGAGUGUUUUUGUUAGCUCAAAAAGAUUGGUUGCUGGUGACGCGUUUAUCUUUUUGAGAGGUGAGAACGGAGAGCUGCGAGUCGGGGUAAGGAGGCUCAUGAGGCAACUAAAUAACAUGCCGUCCUCGGUUAUCUCAAGCCACAGCAUGCAUCUUGGAGUCCUAGCAACUGCAUCUCAUGCCAUCUCCACUGGAACUCUCUUUUCUGUUUUCUACAAACCCAGAACAAGUCGAUCGGAAUUUGUCGUUAGUGUAAACAAGUACCUUGAAGCUAAGAAUCACAAGAUGUCUGUUGGUAUGAGGUUUAAAAUGAGAUUUGAGGGUGAUGAAUCUCCUGAAAGAAGAUUCAGUGGGACAAUUAUUGGUCUGGGAAGCAUGCCAGCUAAAUCAACAUCUCCGUGGGCUAAUUCUGAAUGGAGAUCUUUGAAGGUCCAAUGGGACGAGCCUUCUGCUAUUCUGCGUCCAGAUAGAGUUUCACCUUGGGAACUAGAACCCCUUGAUGCAACUAAUCCACAACCACCUCAACCUCCUUUACGGAAUAAGCGUGCACGGCCUCCUGCUUCACCUUCUAUUGCUCCAGAACUUCCUCCAGUUUUUGGACUGCAGCGAACUCAGGAAUUAUACCAUUCAAACCCCAAUUCAAUCUUCUCAUCAUCGUUGAAUGUAGGAUUCAAUUCAAAGAAUGAGCGUUCUACUCCAAAUAACAAUCAUUUGUACUGGACAAUGAGAGAGACAAGAACUGAAUCCUACUCUGCUAGCAUUAACAAAGCUCCUACUGAAAAGAAGCAAGAGUCUGCUACUUCUGGCUGCAGAUUGUUUGGUAUUGAGAUAGGUUCUGCAGUAUCACCAGUGGUUACUGUUGCUAGUGUUGGUCAGGAUCAGCCACCUGCUCUCUCAGCAGAUGUUGAAUCUGAUCAGCUGUCACAACCAUCCCAUGCCAACAAAACAGAUGCCCCAGCAGCAAGCAGUGAGCGCUCUCCUAAUGAAACAGAGAGCCGGGCAAGUCAGGAGCUGCACCAAGGUAAUCAUGCAAGGAAUGGCGGUUGGCAGGGCAGUGGACUUGACGAGUUGGAGGAGAUGUUUGAUAUCCAUGGAGAGCUUUCUGCCAACCUCAAGAAAUGGAAGGUUGUUUACACAGAUGAUGAGGAUGAUAUGAUGCUGGUCGGGGACGAUCCAUGGAAUGAAUUUUGCAGGAUGGUAAAAAGGAUAUAUAUUUACUCUUACGAGGAGGCCAAGUCUUUGACUCCCAAAGCGAAACUGCCGGUCAUUGGUGACACCAUCAAGCCAGACCCAAGCAAAUUGUCACCGGAAUCUGACAUGCCACAGAGUGACUCAAACAACAAUGCUCCCGUUGCUGCUGAUAAGGAUUGA